GGUCCAGUAGUAUAAAACAUUAUGCUUUCUCCCAGUACUGACUGGGUGAAGACAAAGGUGGUCAGAGAUUGGACUACCCUUGACAAGGAGUUGAGGACAAAAGUCUCAGCAGGCAGAAUUCAGGUGAGACUACAAAGAAGAAAGCUCAGAAGCUUCAAACCUCAUACUACAAAGACAUGUCAUCAGAAUACAUAAAGUUUGAAGGAAUCUUGUUCCCCAAGGGUUAUAGUAUAAAGCACCUCAAAUUUUGUCGGGACGAGUUUGUGGUGAAGAAUACUGAUGUCAUUGUUGUAACCUACCCCAAGUCAGGAACCAAUUGGGUCAUAGAGAUAAUCAGCCUGAUCCACAGUAAAGGGGACACCACCUGGGUCCAAUCCAUCCCCAUUUUUGAGCGGUCCCCAUGGGUAGAAGUAAAAGCAAGUCAGCCGUUGCUUUGCAAAAAAGAACAAAAUGGGCCGCGGUUUUACAGCAGCCACCUCCCCAUCUGGCUGUUCCCCAAAUCCUAUUUCCAAAGCAAGGCCAAGAUAAUUUACGUCAUGCGCAAUCCUAAAGAUGUGAUUGUUUCUCUUUAUCAUUUUACAAAAGUGCUUAAAUGUUUUGAGACAGCGGAAAGUGUUUCCCAGAUGAUUAAGAUGUUCUCUCAAGGAACUGUGCCAUUUGGAUCCUGGUUUGACCACACCUGUGGCUGGCUAUCCUUGAGAGGGAAUGAAAACUUCCUAAUUUUGACCUAUGAAGAACUUCUGCAAGAUCUUUGGGGAAAUGUGGAAAAGAUUUGUCACUUCCUGGGAACAAAGCUGAAGGAGGAAGAAGUCAACUUAGUGGUAAAGAAUGCUUCCUUCUCUGCCAUGAAAGCCAACAAAAUGUCCAACUAUUCAAUCUUGCCUGAUGAGAUCAUGGAUCACAGCCAAGGAAGCAUGCUAAGAAAGGGAAUUGCUGGAGACUGGAAGAACCAUUUCACAGUAGCUCAAAGUGAAGCCUUCGACAAACUUUUCCAGGAGAGGAUGGCAGAACUAGACCAAAGGCUGUUCCCUUGGGAGCAGCAUUGAGGAGCUGACAACUUGAUGUUACCUUCGAUUCCACAUGUGAUGGAUGACUGGGCAACUUUACCUAACCCUGAUUCUAAACACUAGACUCACUGGGUGAAAGUAGCCAUGGUUAAGAGCCACUUGGCUAUUUCAAUCAUAAGAACAAAAUCAAGGCUCCCCCUUAGCUUGUUUGCCAAUAACUCCCAGACCUAAGGCAAAGACAAUGAUUUUCUUUCCACUCCCUUGGCCUUUUCCCUGUCCCAAAUCAUGGUGUACGUUAAAGUGACGGAGUCCUAAUAGAGCUGCCCUCAGCCCCAAUAUUCUAACUAACUUAUGAGACCCAAUGAAUAACAGGCAUGUCAUGAUUUAACCCCACAAUCUGGCUUUACACACAUCACGGACCCCCAAAAUCAAUCAUAGGCCUCACUGAACAGCUAGUCACUGCUCCUAGUUAGCCAUUACCCCUAGACUCAAUCCUCUAGCUAGCCUCUUCCCUCAGAUCCAAUUUACAUAUUUCCCACAGAAACAGGUGUGCCCAUGGACUCAACCUCAAGCACAUCAUCCAUCUUGACCAGAUAAGACCAUAAUAAUUAACCACUCAGAAAGCAACACUACCAGGAUGUAGUGCAGGAUGCUUGACUACCACACCAUAGAAGGGGCCCACCCUGAGAUAGCACCCGAGCAGUAAUGGUAAAGAAUUGACCUAUAGUGAACUUAUGAUGUAGAGAGGCUUAUUAUAAUAUCAUUAUCAUACAUACAUGCCCCCCUAUUUGGAAUUUUUUGUAUGCAUUCUGGGUAACUGGAUGCACAGUCCCACAGAGGCUGGAACCCCUUCCCCAUUACCUAAUCCCUUAAAAAACUCCUCCUGCCUUUUUAAUGUUAUUUACAUUUCUGUAUUCUAUAUAAAUAUUGAUUGUAUAAUCAGCAUCAUAUACUCUAUAAAAUUGUCUGUCUUGCCUUACUGGAGUUGCUAAUUUCUCUAAUGAAUGUUGCUACUCACCAGAGCAUGAAACCUCAAAACCAUAAUAAAUCUUUAUAA
Vombatus ursinus (common wombat) is the source of this 2064-nucleotide messenger RNA. RefSeq names its product sulfotransferase family 2A member 1 (gene SULT2A1). NCBI's taxonomy places the organism in Eukaryota, Metazoa, Chordata, Mammalia, Diprotodontia, Vombatidae. Gene Ontology annotation, biological process: sulfation. The coding region runs from base 177 to 1046 and encodes 289 amino acids. The record is from RefSeq and is a predicted model, not a curated record. Gene Ontology annotation, cellular component: cytoplasm. Gene Ontology annotation, molecular function: sulfotransferase activity. The transcript has 6 exons.